UAUCGAUUGAGGUCUUAUGUUAGUAUAAAGCUUGAGUUUAAAUGGCUUGGUGUUUAAAAUGACAAAGUUUUUUAUUGUUCCAACUUGGUUCUGUGCUUUGGCUAUUGCUGCCAAUGCCUGUUCCAUUACCUUGCCGGAAGAUGUUCAGGGCUUUGCUCCCGUCAUUUUGACACGCAGUUCUGCCAAAGGAGAAUAUCAACUAUUUAAACCUACUGGCAAAACCACAGAAAUUCCUGACGGCACUCAACUCUUGCUUGCCUGUACUGGCAAAAAGAAUACCAUGGAAUCAGUGAAAUCGGGGAAAUCUGUGAAAUCGAAUACUUUGGAAUUGAAGUGUUCCUCGAACAAGUUCAAGGAUAAUAACAAUAAUCAACAUCAGCUGAAGAAUUUGGUAUGCAAAACCAUACCAAGUUCUAUCUUGAGAAAAACCAAUAACAAAUGCUCCAAAAAUAGAGGCAAAAUUUUGGAGGCUGGCUUUGAGUUAAAUAAAAAAUUCUAUGGUCCAGUGUUUGAGAUUUGCUAUGACAAGGAAAGCGAGACCACCUAUUAUACACACAACACCAUCAAUGGAGCCGCCAUUAAUUAUAACAUACAGGAGAGCACCCGCCGUGCCUUCAGUGCUGAUGGCAUGAAACUCAAAACCUCCAAGACCUACGACAUUUAUGCCAAGAAAAAUCAAGUUGAACGUUUCAAGAAAUUCUUUGGAGCUGGCCAGAAAUAUAUUGACGAUGCCAGUUAUUUGGCACGUGGCCAUUUGACCCCCGAUGCCGAUUUCGUCUUUGGUUAUGAACAAUUGUCCACCUACUACUACGCCAAUGUGGCACCUGAAUUCCAAAAUAUAAAUGCUGGCAAUUGGUUGCGUGUUGAAGAUUUAGCUCGUACUGUAGCCGGCACACAUGGUAGUGAUAUUGAGUCAUAUAAUGGCUAUUUGGGUCUCUUGAAAUUAAAAAAAUCUAAUGGCAACUUGAUUGAAAUCUUUUUGGAUGAUGCUAAACAAAUUGAGGCGCCCAAAUACUACUUCAAAGUGCUGUUGCAUAAGCCCAGUGAUGCUGGUAUUGUUUUUGUUACCGUCAAUGAUCCCUUCGUUCGAGAUGGUCCAUCAAAUGAGUUCUGCAAGAAUGUCUGCAAUGCCACCGAUUUGACUCAUCCCAAUUUCCCUACUGUGUCGAAGGGCUAUACCUUCUGUUGUAAAGUUGAUGACUUCAAGAAACACUUUGAAGGUUUGCCUUCGGAUGUUAGUGCCAGCAAAUUGUUGAAGCGUCAAAAACAAAAGUGAUCGAUAAAAAACUGUCUACAAAUUGUAUAUAAUUCAUGUACAUAUAUAUAAACAUGUAGUUUAUUUAAAAAAAUAGUAAAAAAAAUAAAAAAAAGCGAAGUCAUUGAAACACA
Messenger RNA from Stomoxys calcitrans (stable fly), 1389 nucleotides. RefSeq lists its product as uncharacterized. The record is from RefSeq and is a predicted model, not a curated record. The transcript is spliced from 3 exons. Gene Ontology annotation, cellular component: mitochondrial inner membrane; nucleus. Bases 59 to 1276 code for a protein of 405 amino acids. Gene Ontology annotation, molecular function: metal ion binding; nucleic acid binding; single-stranded DNA endonuclease activity. Gene Ontology annotation, biological process: apoptotic DNA fragmentation. Lineage: Eukaryota; Metazoa; Arthropoda; Insecta; Diptera; Muscidae.